Phlebotomus papatasi is the source of this 1210-nucleotide messenger RNA. Its product is annotated as aldo-keto reductase family 1 member B1-like. Gene Ontology annotation, molecular function: aldose reductase (NADPH) activity. Lineage: Eukaryota; Metazoa; Arthropoda; Insecta; Diptera; Psychodidae. Gene Ontology annotation, cellular component: cytosol. The coding region runs from base 138 to 1097 and encodes 319 amino acids. The record is from RefSeq and is a predicted model, not a curated record. The transcript is spliced from 4 exons.
GGGCUGUGGUGAAUUUCUUAGUAUAUAAGCGCGGUCGCCAGCUCUUCCUCAUUUAUUUACUCUUUCCGAGUUGAUAUUGCUAAAGUGAGUCUCUUCCCGUUAAGUCAGUGACAAGUGUGGAAAAUCUCCCUGUGAAAAUGGCAAAAGUUCCCAGCAUCACCCUCAACAAUGGAAUGAAGAUUCCUCAGCUUGGUUUGGGCACAUGGGGCUCACCUCAAGGCGAGGUAGCUAAUGCUGUCAAGGAAGCCAUUGAUUUGGGCUACCGUCACAUUGACUGUGCAUUCGUGUAUGGAAAUGAGCAAGAAGUAGGCGAUGGCCUGGCAGCCAAGAUUGCCGAUGGCACUGUUAAACGUGACGAUGUCUUUGUCACCAGUAAACUCUGGAAUACUUUCCAUCGAGCUGAUCUUGUGCGUCCGGCACUUGAGAAGUCACUGCAGAAUCUUCGUCUUAAGCAGCUCGAUCUCUAUCUGAUCCAUUGGCCGAUGGGCUACAAGGAAGAUGGUGACAUAUUCCCCACAGAUGCAGACGGAAAGACUCUCUUCUCCGAUACGGACUACGUUGAGACAUGGAAAGCAAUGGAAGAGUGCUUGAAGGCUGGUCUUACACGCAGCAUUGGUUUGUCCAAUUUCAACAUUCGUCAGGUUGAACGGAUUUUGAGAGAGGGAACGGUUAAACCAGUGAUGAACCAAGUGGAGUACCACCCGUAUUUGCAUGAGGUGGAACUGAGUCAAUUCUGCCGGUCAAAGGGAAUUGAGAUCACAGGGUACAGUCCAUUGGGUUCUCCAGCUCGUCCCUGGGUUAAGUCUGACGAUCCCGUCCUUCUUGAAGACCCAAAGGUCAUCGAGGUAGCCAAGCGAUGCGGCAAGUCCGUAGCUCAGGUUCUCAUUCGUUGGCAACUUCAACUUGGCCAUAUCACCAUUCCAAAAUCUACGAAUCCGAAGCGUAUCAAGGAGAACUUCGACGUCUUCGACUUUGAACUUUCAAAGCAGGACAUGGAGGUUCUCGGCAGUCUCAACAGAAAUGAGCGCUUCGUCCCAAUGUCCAUGUGUGCUGGUCACAAGUACCACAGCUUUGAGAAUAACGAAUUUAAGGAUUAGAGCGCCGAAGUUGCAGUAAAGAAUCCACGAACAAAAGAGUUUUGGGCUCAAAUCUCUUUGUAUUAUUCGAUACUAAUUGUAAUAAAGACAGAUAGAGAGAAGCGCAGAAUAAA